Talaromyces rugulosus is the source of this 1011-nucleotide messenger RNA. RefSeq lists its product as uncharacterized. The record is from RefSeq and is a predicted model, not a curated record. Lineage: Eukaryota; Fungi; Ascomycota; Eurotiomycetes; Eurotiales; Trichocomaceae. Bases 1 to 1011 code for a protein of 336 amino acids. The transcript is spliced from 6 exons. Gene Ontology annotation, biological process: lipid metabolic process.
AUGGAACCCGCGACUUCAAAACACACUGUCUUCGAGGAAUUGCGGAAUUUCCGCUCGAAGAUACCGAGGGAUAAGCUGCGUAACUGGGAGCGCCCUGAGGGAUGGGAAGCUGUUCGCAAGUUCACACAAGACUGGGCGAUUAUCCUCGCUAGUCAUCGCAUCUUCACAUAUCAUCCAUCCGUCUUGACUUUCGUUGCGGCAGCAUUUCUCAUGGCUUGGGGACAGAGAGGUAUAGCAUGCGUCGGGCAUGAUGCGAUACAUGGGAAUUUGGCCUCUCACAGGAAAGUCAACGAUGUCAUCACCAACAUCUUCCUCGCGCCUCCAUUGCUGAGCACUGCGACGUCGCAACGAAAACAACACAGCUUGCAUCAUCACCUUCUUGGCACAAAAGAGGACCCGGAUCAUGGCGAAGACAAUGAGACUAGCCUCAAACACUGCCGCAUGGGCAAGGUUGGGCAAAUGAACAUGUUUUCUCUCUUUCUGAUAGAUGUUAUUGAUCCUCCAUUUUGGUCUACUUACGCUCUAGCCGAUCUCAAGGACGCCUUUGUUCCACUUACCCUUUGGUGGACCAUUGUGUACUUUCUCUCCUUGUGGCUUUUGGAACCAGCGGAGGCCAUCUUCACUAUUGGCUCCAUACGCAUCAGCUCAUUUGUGAUACUAUUCCACACAGCGCGUUGUACCGUUAGUUACUGCUGCUACGUGUUCCGCGAGAUCAUCGAUCAUGGCGGCUUGGAUCCCAAAUCUGGCGUUCUUCAGUUCGGCCGUGUUACCCCCUGGGGUAGCCUCUUCCAGGUAUACUUCCAGCCACAUGAUGAUAAUUACCAUCUUCUCCAUCACGCCCUGCCCAGAAUUCCGAUGAGCAACCUUCGGCCGGCGCACAAAUGGCUCAUGAAAAACUGUGAGGACUACGCCAAGGCAAAUCACUAUGAUACGUAUUUCGAAGGUUCUCAUGCACUCUUUACCGAGCAGCUUUUCGCGUUCACGAAGCCAGGCGUACGGGAGAAUGACUGA